GUUACUAUGGUUGGAUUUAUUGGGAUGGCUUAUAUUAUUACUCUCAGAAUGCAGGACCUCACAAUGCAUUUGAUGGAAUUCGAUGAAAGGAAUAUUCAGGAUUUGGAGGAAAAAUUCGACUCCCUCGUAGAAUACUUCUCUGAGAUACAAAAAUUCGUUAAAGACGUGAACCAAACCUUCGGAUAUUGUUGUAUUGUUGUAUAUGUACUCAUAACAGUAUGUGUGGCAUUGCUGGAAUACAUUUGUCUAGUAGAUGGCAGUAUAAAGAAUUUUACAUUUCUGUUUGGUUGUAUCGGUUUACAAUAUACAUGGUGCAGUGUGGGACAAAAUCUGGAAGACGAGCAUCAGAAGUUGAUAUAUUCCAUUGAAGAUCUACCUUGGUAUAACAUGUCCCCGCAAAUGAAGAAAAAUUAUCGACUUUUUCUAUCAAGUGCUCACAUGCCACUUCAAAUCAGAAUAUAUCCACAUAUAGAUGUUAACCACAAGUAUUUACUUUCUGUUUUUCAAGGAUCUUACAGCAUAACUACAUUCUUGAUCAAUUCAUCGAGCAGAAGAUGAAAAGAAUGUUACAGAAUUGAAUGGAUAUUCGGAAUUACUAAAA
Messenger RNA from Coccinella septempunctata (seven-spotted ladybird), 601 nucleotides. RefSeq lists its product as uncharacterized. Gene Ontology annotation, biological process: detection of chemical stimulus involved in sensory perception of smell; sensory perception of smell. The coding region runs from base 7 to 558 and encodes 183 amino acids. The transcript is spliced from 5 exons. Gene Ontology annotation, cellular component: plasma membrane. Gene Ontology annotation, molecular function: olfactory receptor activity; odorant binding. NCBI's taxonomy places the organism in Eukaryota, Metazoa, Arthropoda, Insecta, Coleoptera, Coccinellidae. The record is from RefSeq and is a predicted model, not a curated record.